Chrysoperla carnea is the source of this 1654-nucleotide messenger RNA. RefSeq names its product L-threonine dehydratase catabolic TdcB-like. Gene Ontology annotation, biological process: L-threonine catabolic process; L-serine catabolic process. Gene Ontology annotation, molecular function: L-serine ammonia-lyase activity; threonine deaminase activity. The transcript is spliced from 9 exons. The record is from RefSeq and is a predicted model, not a curated record. Bases 1 to 1377 code for a protein of 458 amino acids. NCBI's taxonomy places the organism in Eukaryota, Metazoa, Arthropoda, Insecta, Neuroptera, Chrysopidae.
AUGGUUGAAAUAAGAUCACAUUUAUCAAGAGAUUUAUCGAUUGAUAUUUGGUUAAAAAAAGAAUGCAAUCAAGUUACAGGAAGUUUUAAAGAGCGCAGUGCACGUUACAUGUUAAUGACAUUACGUGAUGAUUUUAAGCAAAAAGGUGUGUUCGCAGCAACUUGCGGAAAUUUUGGUGAAUCUUUAAGCUAUUGCGCAUCACAAUUAAAUAUAUUAAUGACAAUUAUAAUGCCGUUAAGUGUACCAUUAAUACAUAUACAGAAAUGUCGUAAAUACAAUGCAAAUGUAAUUGUACAAGGCAACGAUUUAAUAGAAGCAAAACUAAUUGCAAAGAAAUUAGCACGUGAAGCAGAAACACUAUGCUUAAAUACAGACGAUUAUAAUGCUAUUGCUGCAAAUGGUACAGUGGGAUUAGAAAUAUAUGAUCAAGUUGGUGAUAUUGAUGCUGUAAUUGUACCAGUUGGAACUGGAAGUUUAAUUGCUGGUGUUGCAACAGCAAUUAAAGGAUUAAAUUCCAAUGUACAAAUAAUUGGUGUACAAACAGAAAAAAGUAUAAGUUUUACACUUUCAAAAGAAAAGGGUCAAAUUAUUCCUGUCAAGCCAGAAUUAAGUAUUGCUCAAUGCAUAGUGACAGAUAUAGUUGGGAAAAACGCGUUUGUAACAGCACAGCCUUUAGUGGACAAAAUGGUUGUUGUUAGCGAAGAAGCAAUUGCCGCAGCAAUGUUGCGAAUAUUCGAAGCAGACAAAUGUGUUGUUGAGGGUGCCGCUGCUUCAUCCGUAGCUGCCUUAAUGUCUGGUCAAUUAGGCAGCCAUUUACGCCAUAAACGAGUAGUGGUUGUGUUAACUGGCGGAAAUAUUGAUGUAGUUAUGUUUACUCGAUGUUUGCAAUUGGGUUUAAUUGAAGAAAAUCGUAUUAUUCCAGUAUUAGUAACUAUACAAGAUCGUCCAGGAAGCUCAGCAGAAUUAUUUCGGCAGUUAGCAACAAUUGGUGUAUCCAUACGAAAUAUUAUUACACGUCGUGACAUUCAUUCUGAUGAUGUUUACAACGUUGAGCUUGAAUUGCAAUGCGAAGUACGUGAUGAGGAGCAUGGUGUUGAAUUAUAUCGACUACUGAAAGAACGUUAUCCAAAAAAUGUAAAAUUUGUAGAAUCUGGACCAUUAUUUACGAACUUAGAACAAAUUUCACCAAUGCAACCAGAGCUUAUUCCUCAAUCUAAUAAUCCAUUAGUAAACGAGUUGGGUAGUAUGAAUAAAGAUGCUGUUACAUCAUUGAGAGGAUUACAGCGUGAAAUUCUUUUAGAUAAAAACUACCAAAGUUGUUCAACCGCAGGUAAUCUCCAGGCAUACCCACAUCUGGGUGAUUCUAACAAACGUUAAAACAGAUAUUCAUACAUACAUAGUAACAAUUAUUAUUAUUGCGAACGAAUAAUGGAAGGAGUUAAGGGAGGGUUAAUAUUAGGAUGGGAUAGAGAAGAUUUCGUCAUGAUGUUUUAGGUGGUGAUGUUCAAUAAUGUAAAAGAACAUUUUUUGCUGGGUGGUUGUAAUGUUUGUAAAACUAUGCACAUGGUUUCAAGCGAUUACAUAGUGAAAAUUUAUUUGUUGAACACGUCCCCCAUUGAAACAGAUGAAUAUCACCAGAGAUUUGUGUUCUGAU